UUCAUCGUGUUGAUGAGAAGAAGAAGAAUGGCUGCCAUGAAAGCAGUUCAUGAACAAAAUAAUAUGGGCCUGCAAAUCAGCAGCAAAGACAAAGAUCAAACCCACCUGCACAGAUCAUCUUCACUAGUUCUCGUUGAGAAAAUCGAUGGCCUUAUUAGGGUAUACAAAGACGGCCACGUGGACCGACCCCAGAUCGUGCCAUGUGUCGGUUGCUCGUUGGCUCCUGACCUCGGGGUCACGUGCGGGGACACCAUCAUUGACAAGUACACCAACGUAUGGGCACGUGUCUAUGUCCCAAGGAAGAAGAAGCAGCAGCAGCAGCAGCUUCCUUUGCUGGUCUAUUUCCAUGGCGGUGGGUUUUGUGUCGGCUCCGCUUCUUGGAUCUGCUACCACGAAUUCCUCGCGAAAUUAGCCGCCUCGGUCAACUGUGUGGUCGUGUCGGUCAAUUAUAGGUUGGCGCCGGAAAACCCACUUCCGGCGGCGUACGACGACGGCGUUGUGGCCCUGGGUUGGUUAAGGAAGCAACAAUUCGCCGGCGGCGGCGAGUGGUGGACUGAGAGGUGUGAUUUUUCGAGUGUUUGUUUGGCCGGUGACAGUGCCGGCGCAAAUAUUGCCUACAAUGUGGCGGUGAGAGUAGCAACGCCGCCGUUGCCGUUGAAGGGGCUUGUUUUGAUACAGCCGUUUUUCGGAGGGGAGGCGAGGACUGAUUCGGAGAAGUACAUGGUGCAGCCGCCGCGCUCCGCCCUGACGCUGGCGGCGUCCGAUACAUACUGGCGGCUGUCGCUGCCUGCCGGAGCUGACCGGGACCACCCGUGGUGCAAUCCGGCGGCGGCGGGGGAGCUGCCGGCGGCGCGUGUGGGUGUUUUGGUGUGUGUGUCGGAGAUGGAUAUAUUGAGAGAUAGGAAUAUGGAGUUUUGUGAGAGGUUGAGAAAUAAUAUGAAGGGCUGUGGCGGUGGUGGCGGCGGCGGCGGUGGUCGGAAAGUAGAGCAAGUGGUGAGUAAAGGUGUUGGGCAUGCAUUUCAAAUUCUAGACAAGUCUCCUCUCUCCCAAACUCGAGUUCUUGAAUUGAUUUCUCAUAUCAACAAUUUCAUUAUUAGUACAUGUAUGUAGCACUUAACUAACUAGUGCAGUUAGUUUCUUGCAAGUUUUAUUUGUGUUUUAAUAUUUUUGCAAGUAAAUAUAUAUCUAUAAUCGAAAAUAUUUAUUAUAAGUUUUAUUUUUAUUAAAUUCAUUAACAAGAUUGGUACCAAAUUUUGAUUAAUGUCAAAUUUAGGGUUAUUAGUACCUUAAUUA
Messenger RNA from Erythranthe guttata (spotted monkey flower), 1293 nucleotides. Its product is annotated as alpha/beta-Hydrolases superfamily protein. The record is from RefSeq and is a predicted model, not a curated record. Lineage: Eukaryota; Viridiplantae; Streptophyta; Magnoliopsida; Lamiales; Phrymaceae. Gene Ontology annotation, molecular function: hydrolase activity.